AUGGGGAAAGAUUUUAUUCUGAGGUUGGAUGAAGAUGGCGAUGGUACGGUACCUCUCUGCGAAGUUCGACAUCUUUUAAGUGAAAACAAGCGGCAGGUAAAUCUUAAAGAUGGCCAAAUACUAGCUUUAUUGGAAGCAGCAGACAAUAACCGCGACAAUGUUUUGGAUCUCAAUGAGUUUAUGCUUCUUAUUACUUCAGCUCAAGCUCAAGAAAGCAAGAAAAUACGGUUUUUGUACUCUGUUGCCGACACAGUUAUCUCAAAAACAGAGAGACCUGCUGUUCAUACCUACCUCGACGAGUAUAAUUGCUUCCCUCCUCCUUUGUUCAUUAUUUUAAUCAGUCUUAUUCAGGUUCUAACUUUCGUUAUUUAUUACAUGAAUGAUGAAGAUGCAUCUCCAGCAUAUUUUUGUGCAGGAUGUUUCCUACCCGACGGGAGCCCGGGACCGUUACUUUUUGCGCCCUCAUUGCGAAAAGAAGUCUGGCGUUUUGUAACAUAUCAGUUCAUUCAUCAGGGGCUUUUCCAUCUUAUUCCCAACGUAAUAUGCCAAUUGAUGAUUGGUAUACCUUUGGAACUUGUACAUAAAAGCUGGCGGGUGGCGCCACUGUACCUAUUAGCAGUUUGUCUAGGUGCAUUACUCCAGUAUGUACUCGACCCUUCCGUUUACUUGAUAGGCUGUUCAGCAGGAGUGUACGCCCUUAUUGCUGCACAUGUUUCCAAUAUCAUUAUUGUACGUUUCACGAACUGGGCAGAAAUGCCAUUUCGGAUUGUUAGAGUGGUAGUCAUAACAAUUUUUGUCCUCUUCGAUGUCGGAAGUGCAAUUUCUCGUAGAAUAGUGGUUGAAGAGUGUGAACGAGUUUCUUAUACUGCUCAUUUAGCGGGAGCAGUAACUGGACUAUUAAUGGGGAUCGUACUUUUGUACAAUCUUAAGAUUAUUAAAUGGGAGCGCGUCUUGAUGUUCACCUGUCUGGGCAUAUACGUCGCUAUUUUCAUUUAUGUGGUUGCAAUGAGUAUUUUUAUUCAGCCUUUCUCAUCACCCUUGUGGGGCUCGGGAAAGUGUAGUACUUGA
Enterobius vermicularis (human pinworm) is the source of this 1068-nucleotide messenger RNA. The record is from the annotation of a GenBank genome assembly. Lineage: Eukaryota; Metazoa; Nematoda; Chromadorea; Rhabditida; Oxyuridae.